AUGCUAAUAGAAAUUGUAAUAACUAUGGUACUCAUCUACUACCUUUCUGAUCAAUGGCGAAAGACUGCACGAUUACCGCCAGGUCCAUACCCUGUGCUCUUUUUUGGUAAUCUUCCACAGCUUGCACUCUAUGCAUGGAAGUAUGGGGGCAUUGUUGGAGCAUUCAAGAUCAUCAAAAAGAAGUAUGGGCCAGUCUUCACAGUUUGGCUUGGACCAAUUCUUACAGUACACAUAGCUGAUUACACCUUGAGCCAAGAGGCUAUGGUCCGAUAUGGAGCAAAAUAUCAGGAUCGUUGGAGCCCAGCAUUGAUGCUUGAGGGAAGAGGCGAUCGCGGUGUGAUCGUUUCAAACGGUCAGAUUUGGCAAGAACAACGUCGUUUCUCAUUAUAUGUGCUAAGAAAUCUGGGAGUAAGUCGAAAUGUGAUGGAGGAACGAAUUAUGGACGAGUUUAAUAUGAGAUUUGAGAAAAUUGACCAUUUGCCUUCUGGCUCACCUGUGGAUCCCUUCCAUCUUUUUGAUCGUCUAGUGGGUGGAGUUAUCAACCGAAUACUAUUUUCAAUGCCCGUAGACGAGGAGGAGGAAAUGAAGUUCUACAGAUAUAAAAAAGAGAUGGACGAAUUUGUCGAGGACUUGUCUUUUAUCGAUUCUUUUGCUAGCAAGUGGAUGCUAAAAGUCCCGGUAUUGAAUACAAGGUGGAAGAGAAUGACUCAACCCAUUUUGAAUAUGAAAGAGUUUAUCAGGAAACAGGUUGAGGAAAGGAAGCAUGCCAUAGAAAAUGGCAACCACAUUAUUGAUGCUGAGCCCCAGGAUUACACCGAUGCUUUUAUUCAGAAGAUAAAAGAAAACGCAAAAGAUGGUGUCACAGACACCUCAUUCGACGAUGAAUCACUCGUCGUCAAUAUCUUGGAUCUAUGGAUAGCCGGACAAGAAACGACGUCGACAACUUUGUGUUGGGCGAUGAUCUACUUGCUAAGAAAUCCGAAGGUCGUAACCGAUGCAAGAGAAGAACUGCUCAAAGUCACUGGAGGCUCUAGACCUCUUUCACUAGCUGAUAAGCAGAAUACACCGUAUUUCGUUGCUACACUCACGGAGAUACAACGGAUUUCAUCGAUACUAAACAUAAACAUCUUCCGAUUAGCCGACUCGGACACCGAGAUUGGCGGAUAUCCUGUGCCAAAAAAUACAGUGGUAUCGGCAGAACUAUCACUAAUCUUGAGCGAUGAGAGCAAGUUUCCAAACCCCGAAAAGUUCGAUCCAUCCAGGUACAUCUCUGAUCCUUCUUUAGCCACAAUGGUGAUUGCUUUCGGACUUGGUCGGCGAGUGUGUUUGGGAGAAGCAUUAGCCAGGGCUGAACUUUACUUGAUUCUCGGCAACCUCCUUCUUCGUUAUUCUCUCGAAUGCAUCGGAGGGCAGCCACCAUCUGAAGAAGUGAACAAGUUCGGUAUCAUGAGAAAACCGCAAGAAUUCCAGAUGAUAUUCAGAAAGAUCACUUGA
Messenger RNA from Cylicocyclus nassatus, 1494 nucleotides. The record is from the annotation of a GenBank genome assembly. Lineage: Eukaryota; Metazoa; Nematoda; Chromadorea; Rhabditida; Strongylidae.